Dendronephthya gigantea is the source of this 2430-nucleotide messenger RNA. RefSeq names its product solute carrier family 17 member 9-like. The record is from RefSeq and is a predicted model, not a curated record. Gene Ontology annotation, molecular function: transmembrane transporter activity. The transcript has 8 exons. NCBI's taxonomy places the organism in Eukaryota, Metazoa, Cnidaria, Anthozoa, Malacalcyonacea, Nephtheidae. Gene Ontology annotation, biological process: transmembrane transport. The coding region runs from base 168 to 1463 and encodes 431 amino acids.
CGUGUCAGAAAAUGGCAUUAAAACAUGUCUUAGAGGAAUUCAUAAAAAGUCUUUAUUCUUGACAAUGUUUGUGGCCAAUUACUUUGCCCACGACGAAAACAUCAUUCCAGAUAUGUCACCAAAUCGAUUUACAAAAUUUGGUAAAUGAUAUUAACCUAAACACCGAAAUGGUGCGAAUCGCGGUACCCGAGAAGACUGCGAAUGUAAAUGGUGAAUUUUGGUCAUCGAGGGAAAGAAAGUAUUGGACUAUAGCAUUGUUUUUUGGUCUAAUGUUGCUAUUUAUGUCGAGGACGGUUGGCCCGGUAACUAUGGUGGCGCUGGCUAAAGAAUUUCAAUGGAAUAAAGAAGUUCAGGGUUCUGUACUUUCUACAUUUUUCUGGGGUGCAGCAAUGAGUCAUUUUCCCAGUGGCUGGUUAAGUGACAUUUAUGGUGGAGAUAAUGUUCUAUUCUGGACUUGCACAUCCUGGAUAACCGUAACAUUUGUUACGCCAUUCGUGCUUCGCUCGCCAUAUCUAUUGGUGUCAUCGUCAACAAUGUAUUUAUUUUUGAGGUUUUUCAUGGGAUUCUUCCAGGGGGCAUUCUCUGGUUCAAUGGCAAGUUUAUUAGGGAAAAAACUUGAGACAUCCCAUAAGUCAUCCACAAAUGGGAUUAUCAAUUCUGGUGCUUGUAUUGGUUCUGUAGUUAUUGGUGUUGCUGGUUCACUGUUAUUGGACAAUGUUGAUUGGGGCAGUGCUUUCUACUGUGUUGGUAUUGCUGGAAUAACAUGGUUAAUCAUCUGGAGGUUCACAUUGUUCAAUAGAGGUGACUUGAAACAACCAAAUGAUGAGCAGGGGCAGCAGUCAAGUGGUAGUAAAUUCCUGUCAGUUCCAUGGCUGUCAUUUUUAUCACACUGUCCAUUAUGGGCAAUGAUUUUUGCAGAUAUAUCGAUUUCAAUCUGUUUUCAUGGUUUAUCAACAUGGCUUCCUAGUUAUUUUCAUGAUACAUUUCCACAGAGCAAAGGUUGGAUAUUUAAUGUAAUUCCUUGGCUUAUUAAUUCACCUUGUGCGUUUAUUUCUGGUAUUUGGGCUGAUUAUUUGCUUCACAAAGGUUAUUCUCUUACAUGCGUUAGAAAAUUCUUCAAUAUACUGGCUCAACUUGGUGCAGCUUUUUCCUUGAUAUUACUCAGUCAUUGCGAAUCAUUUCCACUUGCCUUGAUGUUUAUGACCCUCGCAAUAGGCAUGACUGGGUUUCACAAUGCUGGUGGUAUGGUCUUGCCUCAGGAUAUGGCUCCGGAAUACGCGGGUUCCGUGGCCGGAUUCUCAAAUACCGUAUCGACCUUUUCUGUAUUCGGUGCUAUAUACUUUUCUGGUCACGUCCUAACUGCCUCUCAGAGCUGGCCUCUAUAUUUCAAUGUAGUAGCUGGAGUAUGCAUCCUGGGCUGCGCUAUCUUUACGAUAUUCGCCUCCGCUAAAAGGAUUCAAUGACCGAUGAUAAUGUGAAGCUCAAAUAUCUGCAUGUAAGUUUAUCCUCGUUGAGUAGAAACAUGCAUGAUAAUGGGCUAUUCGGUUUUAAUCGGUACCGGAAGAGUGUCUGUGUAUUUUAACCUGGGGAAAUGCUGCCUCACCUGCGCUAUAUUCUACCGCAGUUCGAGAGGUUUUUAUGCAUUUGAAAUGAUUGGCGGAAAAGGCGGAAAAAUGUCGAGUCAAUCAUCAAAUAUUUAGACUCUUGUUUUAGAAAUUAGAAUUCCUCGAUAAUAAUAAUUGUUUCGUUUAAAACGGGAAUCUACAGAAUGAGUUUCCAGGAUUAAAUUACCUUUUUUCUUGGUUGCUUUUCUGUUCAAGACUUUAGAAAAUAAAAUCUCUAUAUGUAAAGAUUUCUGAGAAAGAGAGAAGAUUUCUAGGCUUAAAAUUUUCAAUUUUAUAUUUUAUAACAGUAGAUAGAUAAUUUAUCUUAAUUAUUUCAGGUCAGGUUUUUGUGUCAGUAACAAAACCUUAUGUAUGCAUUUACAGUAUACGUAUAUAGUCAUAGCUAUUGAUAUACAAUUAUCAUAAGAGUGUUAAAUAUAUGAUUAAGCAUUUACCAUGCAUCUGGUAACUUGUUACAUAACCAUAAAUCAAGAACAGCAAAGGAAAGUCGCUAUAAAAUGUCCUCCGUAAAUUAAGUUGUUAAAAAAUAAGGAAAGAAUGUUCAGUGAAAGAAUUUGCAUGAAGUAAUCUAAAAUUCUAAAUUUCCGUCGAACCUUGACGAUUUAGUGAUGUUGGUUAUAUAUUUGACACCAAAGAAGUGCAUGUAUAUUUUUAAUCUAUUAUUUUGUUCUUUACUAUUCACUUACAUGUAGUUGUUCCAGAAUCCCUUUCAAGCUGAUAAUUUCAGCAAAUAUAAAACAAAGGUUAUUCCGAAAACACUCAUUGUUGAAAAUAAGAUAUCUUCCAAAAUUUAUGAUUUACACAA